Molecule: messenger RNA, 1187 nt
Organism: Pichia membranifaciens NRRL Y-2026
Lineage: Eukaryota; Fungi; Ascomycota; Pichiomycetes; Pichiales; Pichiaceae
Exons: 1
Coding region: 120-980 (286 amino acids)
Source: RefSeq, a predicted model, not a curated record
CGCUGGCCUGUUGCACCCUUCAAGAGGCCUUCUCUUCCUGCUGCACCGGCAGCUCCAGAACCACGGGGCAGCUCCGGCUUCGGCCUCGACAACCGCUACCCACCACAAACUCAGAGACCAUGUUCAGAGGGCUGAAGAACAUAGCGUCGGACAUCCGCAGCGAGGUCUCCUCCACGGAGCAGACGGUGUACGCCCACACCCACUCGCACUCGCAAUCGAGCACGGGCUCGGGCUCAGCACGCACAAAGAGGUUCCUGCCCAACUCUCUCAGCAAACACAGCAGCAACGGCACCAAUGGCGGCGCCAACGGCAACGGCAGGGGGAAGUCCAAGUACAGACUCGACGAGGAGCUCGACGGACGCACAGAGGACGACACUGUCGUGCACCGGGCGCUCGUGAGGUACUUCCGAGAACAGGGCAAGGCCGUGCCGGCCUAUCUUGGCGGCAGCACUGUUUCCCGCUCCGCCGGACCUUCUGCGUCCACUUCCGUCUCCACAACCUCACAUGCGCCUAGAGACGGCACUUCGAGGUUUUCCCACGGCUCCCGCAGGUCCCACGGCUCCCGGAACUCGUACGGGUCAGUCCCGACGUCGCCCUCUGCUUCGACGUCUUCUCCAGAACCCGUCCAGACCCAACCGCACGCUCCACGCGUGGCACCUGUGCCGCAGCAGUACAGCGCAAAUGCUUCCACCGCAGCACAGAGUCUGAACCAGGGCCGUCCCGGCCUGGCCAAGGCCGGAAGCGACGAUUACAGGUUCAGCAAUCACCGAGAGCGUCCUGCGCUGCAGCAUCGGGCCCAAUCGCAGCAGCAGCAGCAGCAGCAGCAGCAACAGAGAACAGCCCCGCUCAACGGCAACAGCGUCAGCAGCACCACCACCAACGGCGGCGGCACCAGCCCCCGGCUACACAGUCGCUUCAGCAGUGGCGGCGGCGGCAGCAUCAGCGGCAGCAGCAGGUUUGGCAGACGCGUGCAGUCCUAAUGGGCCUUCUUCCUGUCCUGUCCUUUCCUGUUCUAUUCUAUCCUUCUUUCUCUCUAAUAUGUACCCUAUAUCGCCAAAACGACUCGCUGGAAACCCGCGACAGCACUUUUGCAACAGCCAUGAAACAACGCGGCGAAAAGGAACAAGAGGAAAAGAGGGUGUUGCGAUGUUGCUGUUGUAUCACAACUUGGUUUUUGUUGUUGUUAA